This is a messenger RNA of Klebsormidium nitens, 1838 nucleotides long. NCBI's taxonomy places the organism in Eukaryota, Viridiplantae, Streptophyta, Klebsormidiophyceae, Klebsormidiales, Klebsormidiaceae. The record is from the annotation of a GenBank genome assembly.
GAGUUGACAAGGGGAUGCCAAAACUUGCUGGCAAAAGGGGAGCCUUUCAACUUUGAAAAGAGGAAGCCAGGCUGGGUCUUUGUGGCAACUCCCUCGAGCUGAUUCCUUGCACGCAUCGCAAUGGUCAGUCUGAUCUGCCUGCUGGAUAAUCACGGGACGCCCUUGCUGACGAGACAUUAUGAUAACGGAACUGAGGCGCCAUCGUUUCCAACUCUCGCCCUGCUGAGCACUGUUGUCAAGUACAGCGAGCAUGGCGGAUACCAGCUCGAUCAAUUUGCCUCAGAUAACAUGCGGGUUGUGUUCAGGAGCUUUCCAGAGGGCCUUCUCCUGGUGGCAAUGACGGGAGACCUGGCAACGCCGGAAAGCGCACUGGGCAGGAUGCUACAAAGAAUACACGAUGCGAUAGUGAUGGUCCUGGGGGCGAGCACGCUAAGUGGAAGCACGGACGCUCUGAAGCGCCAGCUCAAGAGUGUCGUCCCCCUGGUUGACCGCUUGGCGGGCAGAGCUGGGGCGGCCGACUCCGGAGUGGACAUGGUUGAGAUCCUGCCCCUGUCCUCUACUGAGCGCGCCGACCUGCGAGCUGGCGCGUCCUCAUUGGCCGCAGCUGCCCACGUGGACCACGUGGCAGUGACUCUGGGCGGCCGCUUCGUGGCCGGAACUCCUGACUGGUGGGCGCUAGACCCGGGGGGGGUGCUACUGAUUCAGCAGCUACUAGCGACGCAGCCGCCGGCGCUGAUGAGAGACGUGCCGCUAUUCCUGCCUAAGACGAGCCCCGAGGUCGCGUUCCGCCUCCUUACUUGCCGACUGACGGCGGAAGCGGAAGUUCUCCUUCUAGGGGGGCCAGAGCUAGAGCUGACCAAGCUGGCCGUGCUCGCGAAGGCCGCCUUCCAGGCCACAGCCGCUUCCUUGUACGCGUGCGCCACCCACCUGCCACGUGGCUGCACGUCGUCCGUCGCCUUCCCCGACGAGAUGCUGAUUUUCGUGUGCAUCCGUUCCGACGUCCAACAAGCGUUCCGCUAUUGCCCGCCUCUGCCGCCGGAACCGUCCGCAACGGACGAUCAAAGCAGAGCUGCAACGAACUUGCAGAAGUUCAUGUACCACGUAGAAGCCCUCGUCGAACAGCACGCUCGAGACCAGCCGCCGGUGGAAAGCGGAACGCGAACUGAAUUGAGCGACGUGGUGCUACGGGAGGAGGACCGAUGCUACGUGGCGGUCAACAGCGGCAACCAUACACUGUUUGCGGCUCUGAAGGAAGAGGUCCCCUCGUAUGCUGCAACCGCGAUCGCCAGAGCUGCGCUGCAAGCCGUUCAGUCUCUGGCCGGCUACACGUAGCUGCGCCACAAACGCGACGAGUAUGCGUAGAGAGAAGCGGCGCGGAAUCGGCCGGGCUCCCAACGUCAAUUUCAUGGCUCGCACAAGCUACCGUGCGAAACGGAUCCCAAAGAACAUGCCUUGGUGGUCCAGGGCCAAGUUAUUCCAGAGGCUCCAACACGUGUAAGCAACAGCCGGUUGUGCACGGUUGGCUUAGGUCAGGAUCAACACAAUACACUAGGAAGCUUUCUAGCCGAAACGGAAAUGGCACUGACAUCAACCUCAAUGUACGGACCGUACCGCUCGGGCACCUGGGGUACUCAGACUCCAAGCAGCUAUAGUACACAGGAAACAACAUGCGACUAUCUUAAGGCAACUUUUUAGCUCUACAUAGUGGCAAGCGAGCCAGCUCUAGCUAUUUUCCGGGGAGGGAUGCCGUCCUCCCUAGAAGAUGUCCUGCCACUCGGUGUACUUCCCCAACUCAGUCGGGUCUGCUUAUCUCGCCCAAGGCGCUUGUAACCAAGUAC